UCCUCCUUCUCCUCCUUCUCGGCCGGGAGGAGGCAGGGCUGGAUCCCUCAGCCGCCGCCGCUCCUCCUCCUGGCAGGCCGGCCGCGGAGUCAGCUGACGCCGGCGCUCCAGCCUCGCCUCCCCGCGCCGCGCUCUGCCCUCUCCGAAAGUGGCUGCAAGCCGGCCGUCCACUGUCAGGGUUGGGGGGGACAGAGAAAGUGAUGUGCGCCUUCUAAAGCCUCGCCCAGCGUGGCCGAAGCAGCUUCACCUCUCCAACUUUCUCCCACCGACUGCCUGUCUUGACCCUGCCCUCCACCCUCCCCAAAGCCACUUUGGGUGCGCGCUCUUGGGUAAAGGGGGGUCACCGGCUGUCUGGGAUGGCUUCCAAUUUUAAUGACAUAGUGAAGCAAGGGUACGUGAGGAUCCGGAGCAGACGCCUCGGGAUUUAUCAACGAUGCUGGUUAGUAUUCAAGAAAGCUUCAAGCAAAGGUCCAAAAAGACUGGAGAAAUUUUCUGAUGAACGUGCUGCAUAUUUCAGGUGUUAUCAUAAGGUUACAGAACUCAACAAUGUGAAGAACGUAGCUCGAUUGCCAAAAAGCACCAAGAAACAUGCCAUAGGGAUUUAUUUCAAUGAUGAUACCUCCAAGACUUUUGCUUGUGAAUCAGAUCUUGAGGCCGAUGAAUGGUGCAAAGUACUCCAGAUGGAGUGUGUAGGAACACGGAUCAAUGACAUCAGCCUUGGAGAGCCUGACUUACUGGCCACUGGGGUUGAGAGAGAACAGAGUGAGAGAUUCAAUGUGUAUUUGAUGCCAUCUCCUAACUUAGAUGUACAUGGCGAAUGUGCCUUGCAGAUUACAUAUGAGUAUAUCUGUCUUUGGGACGUCCAGAAUCCCAGAGUCAAACUCAUCUCUUGGCCGCUAAGCGCCCUGCGGCGGUAUGGACGUGAUACUACGUGGUUCACUUUUGAGGCAGGGAGGAUGUGUGAGACUGGUGAAGGGCUGUUUAUCUUUCAGACCCGAGACGGGGAGGCCAUCUAUCAGAAAGUCCACUCUGCUGCCUUGGCCAUAGCCGAGCAGCACGAGCGCUUGCUACAGAGCGUGAAAAACUCAAUGCUCCAGAUGAAGAUGAGUGAGCGGGCCGCCUCGCUGAGCACCAUGGUACCCCUGCCUCGCAGCGCCUACUGGCAGCACAUCACACGGCAGCACAGCACGGGGCAGCUCUACCGCCUGCAAGAUGUUGGCAGCCCUCUGAAGCUUCAUCGAACAGAGACUUUUCCAGCCUACAGAUCUGAGCACUGACAGUAACUGCCAAGAAUUGUUAACACACUUGCGAUGUGUCAGCCACAGAUUCACCCAGGAGGUCACAGAAUGACAGCAAGGAAGUGACGACAAAGGGAAGAAGCUUAAAGUCAUGGCUAAUUGUGUGGUCAUUGGAAAACUCUGCAAUACAAUAAUUUUCUUUAUUUUCUUUUUCUUUUUUAAAUUCUUAGCGUAAUUGAAACGUGCUCUAUAGAUAUUGACUCUGUGUUCCCUCUUUUACAGCUGGACAGAAAGAAGUCAAUGUCACGAAAUGAUUUUCUAUUGUAGAUACCUUGUCCCUUGCACUUCUCUGAAUCUGUCCUUUUGUGGAUUCUUGUGAUUUUCCUUCCAAGUGUUUCAGUUGUAUGACAGUCAGUAUUGACAAUAAAAUGGCUCUUAAUUAUUUGUUAUUUGUUUACACCCUAUUCCUCAGUUCUCAUUACUGUUGUUCUGAUUAACUACUGGAAAUUAUAUAUGAUUAUAUCACCAAUUAGUUAAAUCAGUGCUUUGACUCACUCUUAUCUGUUCUGUUCAAAACUAUUCGUUCAAAGAACCCGUUAGUAUUGUUUACAGGGUGACAGUUUCUCUCAUAUGCUUUCCUCACCCCCUUACCCCCUUUUUUAAAAGCCUUUAUUUUGUUCGGAGUAUCUUCAUAAAACAUUUGAAAAUAAAAGAUCAUUCUUCACCC
Messenger RNA from Nomascus leucogenys (northern white-cheeked gibbon), 1965 nucleotides. RefSeq names its product docking protein 5 (gene DOK5). The record is from RefSeq and is a predicted model, not a curated record. Lineage: Eukaryota; Metazoa; Chordata; Mammalia; Primates; Hylobatidae. Gene Ontology annotation, biological process: cell surface receptor protein tyrosine kinase signaling pathway; positive regulation of MAPK cascade. Gene Ontology annotation, cellular component: cytoplasm.